Molecule: messenger RNA, 381 nt
Organism: Macrosiphum euphorbiae (potato aphid)
Lineage: Eukaryota; Metazoa; Arthropoda; Insecta; Hemiptera; Aphididae
Source: the annotation of a GenBank genome assembly
AUGAACGCCAUCAUGAAAAUCACAUUAGCCGCCGUUGCAGUUUUCGCUUCCGCCAUGAUGACCGCUUCUGCCAAACCAGCUGAACUCGUGCCCGCCGCCGCCAUCGCUCCAGUGGCCGUUGCUACGCCCUACGCUAGCUCGUUCACGUCUCACAGCGUGGCCCAUAGCGUAGCCACUCCGGUCGUACCGGCCGCUCCGGUCGUACCGGCCGCUCCAUACGUAGCCGCAGCUCCAUACGCCGCGGCACCAUACGUCGCAGCGCCUUACGCGGCCGCACCUUACGUCGCCGCGGCACCUUACGCGGCCGCUCCUUAUGUCGCGUCGCCUUACGCAGCCUCUUCUUACGGUUACUACCCCUACGCCGCUCCGGCUUACCUGUAA